Molecule: messenger RNA, 11242 nt
Organism: Asparagus officinalis (garden asparagus)
Lineage: Eukaryota; Viridiplantae; Streptophyta; Magnoliopsida; Asparagales; Asparagaceae
Exons: 48
Coding region: 442-11025 (3527 amino acids)
Biological process (GO): protein retention in Golgi apparatus; protein targeting to vacuole
Cellular component (GO): extrinsic component of membrane
Source: RefSeq, a predicted model, not a curated record
CUCUUCGCCGGCUCCUCUUCUUCGCCGCCGCGUUGUCCUCGAGCUGAUCACUGAACUUCCUCCUCGAGCUGAUCACUACGCCUCCUCGAGCCACCUCCUCGGCUCCUUCUGUUCGCAGCCUCUUCCUCUUCCUCGCCAGCCCUCUUCUUCUCUUUUCAAGUACACGGAUUUUGGGGGCCAAACUCCUGUCUCUCUCUUGAGUUGGAUUCGGCGAUUACACCUGGCUCACAGCCCAACUUAAAAUUUAUAAGGUCGGUCCACAACCAAACCCAAAGCCUCUCUGCCUUGCUCCCGAAGCCAUCAGUCGAUUUCAUUCAGAUGCCUUUCUUCUUCUCUUCAUAGAACCCACAAUCUGUGAACGCUCAAUCUCUCGUCUAUCUCCUCUCUUUCUCUCUCUCUCGGUAAUGGAGAGCUAGGGCAUCGUUCUCUUCAUCCAUAGCCAUGUUCGAAGGGUUCGUAAGCCAAGUCCUUUUGGGCUAUCUCGGCCGAUACGUCAAGGGUAUUCAAAAGGAUCAGCUCAAAAUCGGAUUAUGGAGAGAAGAAGUAUUACUGGAGAAUGUGGAACUAAUUCUCGAAGCUUUCGACUAUCUACAGCUUCCUUUUGCCCUAAAGACUGGGAAAGUUGGUAAGUUAAGCAUCAAAGUGCCAUGGAAGAAACUUGGAUGGGAGCCUAUCAUCGUUGCAUUGGAGGAUGUUUUUAUAUGUGCAUGCCAGCGAGAGGAGGAUGAGUGGAGUUCAGAUUCUGUGGAGAGAAGAGAAUUAGCUGGCAAAAUGGCCAAACUUAACGCAAUAGAACUAGCUAAGUUUUCAAGACGCGUAUCUGAUAAUCCAGCUGGUCAGUCAUUUCUUUCAUACAUUUAUGCAAAGAUUCUUGACAACAUACAAGUUUCAAUAAAGAAUGUCCGUAUCAUAUAUAAUGAUUCUCAUAAUAACAAGGGAAAUUUCGUAUUUGGUUUAAGAUUUUCCAUUCUUACAAUGACGACUGAUAAUCAGAAGCAGAGUUCUUCAAUGUCUGUUGGGAGAUUGAGAAGUGGCCAAGUAAAUAAAAGUGUAGAGAUAUCAAAUAUUUGGCUCUAUUGUAAUUUGUUGGAAGACAGUCCUGGACUGUUGGGCGUUGAUGGGACUGCUGGCUCACAAUUGUCCUGUGAUUUAAAUAUAGAGUCUGAGAGAUAUGACUAUCUCAUAAAUCCAUUUGAUGUGUCAAUUUCGCUGCUGGUAAACAAAACUGGAAAGCUUGAUGGUGGACCUCAAUAUGCCCUUAUUGCGGAGCUUACUAACUUGGUUGUGUCUCUGAAUGAAAAUCAGUUACAACAAAUUCUAAGUUUCUGGGACUACCUCUCCAUAUGCGCACUCAGAGAAAAGUAUGGACGUUAUAGGCCACCUCAGGACUCUCUAUCCCAGAAGUUGAAUGGAUGGCAAAGAAUGUGGUGGCGAUAUGCGUUGGAAUCCGUUUUAGCAGAUGUUCGUAAGAAGUUGAAGAAGACUUCUUGGAGCAACUUUGGGAGACGAAUAAGCCAAUGUAGGCGAUAUGUCAAUUUGUAUAAAAGAAAAUUGGAACUGCUUCAGCAAGAACAGCUCAUUAACAAAGAUAUUCUGACUGAGCUGGAGAAGAUGGACAAAGAAUGCGAUAUUGAUGAUAUCCUAAAUUUCAGGUGUCUAGCAGAGCAAGAAUUACAGGAUCUUUUGAGCUCAAGAUCUUCUAACAUGUCAACAAAUGAUUAUGUACAUUAUCAAGCAAAACAACAUAGUACUGACCAAUUAGCCAACAGAGAACGUGGUUGGCUAAAUUGGUUGUCCCUUGGCAUGCUAGGAGCUGGUGGAACAGCUGACUCCAGUUCAUUUGCUGGUGUCAUAACUGAUGAGAUCAUAAAGGAUAUAUAUGAUGCUACUGAGUUUCAUCCGAUGCCUUCUUCUGGUGGGGAUUCCUCAGAAAGUGAUAAACUUUGUUCAUUUUCUAUCAAGCUCAACAUUUGUCAAAUUCUGUUUACAAUUAGCACAAGGAAGCUUAAUAGGACUAUUGCUAAUGCAAUACUUGAUGGGAUCGAUUUUGAAUCUAAAGUGUGGGAAGAUUCCGUUUCCGUUCUUGCUGCCAUAGGGUCGGUGAAGAUAAUCAACCCUUGUGAUGAUCUACUUGUGUUAAAGGCUGAGGCCGUCUUUGAGGAGAAUUCACCAUUGCAUACAGUCCCCUUUUUGGACAUUCAAGUUAAUCUGCUACAGCCAAAGCAAGCUUCUGAAAUUUCAGUGAAGGUUAUGUUACAACCGUUUGAAGUUACUUGUGGACCAGGUUUCUUUUUGGACCUACUACACUUUUAUAAUAUUAUGGCAUCUUUCCAGUUGCAGCAAGACAGGGUUCUACAUUCACUGAAUGGGCUUAGAAGUUUCCCGGCUAGAUUGCUAUCAAAAACUGAGUACAUGCUAUUUAAUCGUAAGAAGGUAAACUGGGAUGUCACUUUCAUGAAUGUUGUCAUAAAGCUUCCCUUCAGAAGUGAAAUCUUAGACAAUCCAAUCAUGUACUUGGAAUUGGGAAGUCUUUUCUUCAAAUCCAGAUAUAAGAUGGAAACUGGUCAGGAAAUGCUAGAUAAUUUCCAUUGCUAUGACCAUGUAUAUGAGGGAUGUUUUAAGAACUCCAUGGAUGAUGUACCACUAGUUGCCGAACUUCAAUCUCUCUAUAAUCAUUAUACCAUUGAGUUGACUGAGUUUGAGGUACGUGUGCCUGCUUCCAAUAUAUGUGGUGCAACUUCCAUUAUUGAAAAACUUAAUGCAAAUAUCGGAUUCAGGCUUUGCAUGUUUUUUGACGAGCCAACAUUGAAAGCUUUGGAGGUUGACUGUAUUCUGCCUUCAGUCAGAAUGCAAAUUUCUCCAGCUGCUGUCCAUGCAUUGGUUGGAGUUCGUGAUAAAUUGUUACUGCAAGAAAGUGAAGGUGUGGCUACAACUGUCUCAGAUGGUUUUGAAAAGUUCAAACCAGAUGACUGUUAUUGUUUUCGGUUUUUUGUAUCUGUAAAGUUGGAUCAGUUGAGCUUGGGUAUUAUCCUUGAAGAAGAUGCACCAGAUAGUCCCCUUGUCUCCUUUUUCCUAAAGAGUAUUGACUUUAAGUACAUUAUGCAAGAAGAUCCAGAAUGUCAUUUCUAUGUUAAGUUCUUGAAAGCUGAAGAGUUAAAACUAAAAGGUGAAUCUACAGCAUUCAUCUUAUGCUCAUUAAGAGAUGAAUAUUGUAGUACCUCAUCUGGACAUUUUGAACAAGUUGGUCCCUGCUCACCAAGUGUCACAUGUAGUGAAGAUUCUCCAGGUGAAGGUUGUUUUAAAUUUAAGUAUUAUGUUAGGAGUGAUGGUUGUAAAAUUCAGCAUGAAUGCAGUGUUUUCUUAAACGCUGUUGAUCUUCAUAUCCAUCCGAGAAUUUUUGGGUAUCUGCAUGGGUUUUAUAGCAAAGUAAGCAAACAGUCUUUUUCUUCAGCUAAGUCCUUCAACCUGAAUCAACAAGAAGAUACUGAAACAUUUGAUAUUGAAUUGUCAAAGUCUGGCUUCUCUGACUUCUAUGAUACCGAUCCAACUACUUAUUCUAGUAAUCGCGUGGACCACUUUCCAUUUGUGAAUAUUUACAAUUCAGGUUCUCUAAGUUGCCUCGAAGGCUCACUAAUAGGUUGUGUUCCCAAGUUGCCGAGCUCCUAUGUAAAUGACAGGCAUCAGAGAAUCCAGACAUUCAAGUUUCAGAAGAAACGUAGAACUUAUAGCUAUGCAACAGUGGAAUCCCCUAGCAGCACUGGAACAGUCAGUAUGGAAAGGGAUUCUUGCACUGUUAACAUGUUCCUCCUGGAUAUUAGUAUCAGUAACUUGCGUGUUCACUUUCAUGAUUCUUCUUGCAUUUUAGGAACAAUCACUCUCUCUAAAUGUGGGUCUUCCAUUAUAUCCCAAGAUAGUGACGGUUGGGAUGCACGGAUCUGUACAGACGGUGUCAUGCUUUCUUCAUCUUGGUCUCCACCUAGCAUCCAUGAUCAACUAUGGUCUCCAGCGUUGCCUAGUGUUUCACCUGCCUUAAAUAUCCGUUUGAGGAAAAAAAGGACAGGUACGUUGUCUUCAAUGACGGAGGUAAGUUUCGGGGUUCAGUAUAUUUGCUGCAUUCUACCAUCAUCAUUCCUGGCGAUGAUGAUUGGUUACUUCUCGUUGCCUGAUUGGACAUCUAAGGGAAAUGAAGAUGUCAUCAAUCAAUGCGCCAGUGAAAUCGAUGACUUCGAAAAUGUUCAAAGCUGUAGUUCUGCUUUCUUGUAUAAAUUUGAGAUACUUCAUUCCAGACUGAUUUUACCGGUAGAAAGUCAACCAAAUUUUUGUUUACAGCUUGGACUUUCUCAGCUAUACUUCGCUUCUACUCUUAUGAGCAGUAUAGUAGAUGCUGAUAAGGAUAUUCCUUCAAGCUGCGCGAUUCCAAGCCAUCUAACUGCUGAUAAACUUGACAUUAUCAAUCUUUUUGGUAGAAAUCUGUCUCUAUCAUUAAUACCACUCAAGGGAGAUGCUGGUUUCCUGUUGAAAGCAGAUGAAUAUAGCCGUAUUGCAAAUGUCCCUCUUAUUGAGCAGCUAGAUGCUGAUCUCUGGGUUAGGAUACCUUGCACAACUAACACAUGUCCUGAGCAGUCUGCUUUGCCAACUUCGAUUAUGAUGAGAGUGUGUGUUUGUAACUUGAUUGCAGAAGACAGGCACCUUGUCCUAGGAAUCCGGGCUAUUAGAAGUGUCAUUGAGGAGCUUUCCUCUAUUGGUGAAGAAUCCAAAUUCUUCAGUUCCGAUGUCCUGCAGUUUUUGCAGAUUAGGAAGACCCUGAAAGAGGCCAAAGCAGUUACCCUUGACACCUCAAAUAGGACUCUUAUGAAUAUAAAGCUCUGUGCAGAUACAAUCUCAAUUAGAUUCUCUCGCUUCUGGAUAGAAGAGUCUGCAUCAGAAAUGAUGGCAAAAAUAAAUUUGCAGCUUAAUGUUUCUGCAUCAUUGGAGAAGGGAGUUUUGCGAUUCUUGGAUAUCGAUAUUCCUUGUCUACUUCUGCAUUCAAUUAACACUAAUCGUCCAUUGGCAUCAUUUGUCUCCGAUAGUUCAUUGAUUUCUCAUCUUCAUAUUAACUUCUCUGAAUCUGAUUGUGGCAAGAAAGAACUUUUAUUUUCAAUACCUUUUCUUGAUGUUUGGUUACAUUUGUCAGAGUGGAAUAAUUUUAUUGAUGUUCUUUCAUCAUAUAGUAAAUUUGAUAGUGCUUCAAAUUCAUCUGCUGCAAAUCCGGAAUCAAUAUAUGAUGGUGACCCUGGAUCUCAAGUGUUCAAUAGUUCUGCCUCAGAGGAUGUGAUGGAGGAAGACAUUAUUCUGAUUAUAAAAUCUGAGAACUCUGCAAUUGCACUUCAUUUACCCUUCUGGGACAAGGAAGAACAUCUUGGUGAUCCCAAAAUAGAUGAAGUAUCCAAGCGUUGCAAGUAUGUAAACUUUUCUCUUCAAAGUAGAUGUUGUGAAUUUACUAUAGGCAAAACAUGGGUGAAAUUGCAAUUUAAUAUGGAAAAAGUGAGAGCAAUAUUGGAGAUGGUCCAUGACCAGAAUAUUAGUUCCAUGCCAUUCAUACUGAUUUCUCAAAUUAAAUUAGAAACCAAUGGACAGAAAAGACAAGGGGAGCUGAUGCAUUUCAGUACUGAAGUUCAUGUAGAAUCUGUUGAUGUUGGACUUUCAUAUCAGAUAUUCAAUUUUUGGAGUAACAGUGAACUCCAACUUCCUGAAAGAUCAUCGUCACCAUUUCCAUGUCAUUGCAUAGUUUGCCAUGUUCAUUUGCGGAAAGGCUCGCUGCUGUUAAGUGAUGGAAGGUUGAGCUACCAUGGACCUAUAUUUGAGAUGUUGACAAAUAAUAUGUUGGUGGAAUUCAAGCAAACACAGGAUAUCUUGGAGGGUUCUGCCAGUGCUGACGUUAUAAUUAACUACAAUAACAUUGACAAGGUUAUGUGGGAACCAUUUGUCGAGCCCUGCCACUUUAAGCUAAACUUGGUACGAAAGUUUGUCGGAACAGUUCUCUUGAACACAUCUGCAAAUACUAAUGUAUAUCUGGAAUCAAUUGAGCAUCUUAACUUGAAUAUUACGGAGCCAGUCAUUGAGGCCAUUUUCAGAGCAAAGCAAAUGAUUGCUGAUGCACUAAAGCAAUUGGAAGCAGCUGAACUUCGAGGAAUAUUGGGAUUUCAUUCAACUGAGGACGUUCAUACCAGAAGAUACGCCCCAUAUAUUCUUCAAAAUGACACAUCAUUGCCUUUGACAUUUCAUGUUUCUCGUGGUUCCAUCAGUACAGAUGAUACUCAUGGCUCCUUAAGGAAUCAUCAAAAUAUUGUCGAACCAGGUUACACAGUUCCAAUUUAUGUUGAAGAAACAGCUGAUGAACAAUAUUUUCGACAUGGCACAGCUUAUUCUUCUGAGCGACUUAUAGAGAAAAAAGUAAAUGCUCUCUCACAUCAUAUGAUAUCCAUUCACCUUGAAGGAACUACUGGUCCCUCUAAACCCAUGUCAAUGGACCUUGUGGGCCUUAGUUGCUUUGAGGUUAACUUCUCCAAUGAUAAGCAAUCAGAGGUGAUAGAGAAUGAAAGGGGAAAUGAUACCUCGGGGUUCAAUAGAAUGACGGGGAGAUAUAGGAGUGAUCAAAAUAAGGGAUUAGUUGUUCCUGUUGUUUUUGAGGUUUCAAUGCAGCACUAUAGCAAGAUGAUAAGAUUGUAUUCAACGGUCAUACUCUUCAAUUCAACAUCAAUGCCUCUGGAGUUACGCUUUGAUAUUCCGUUCGGAGUUUCUUCUAAGAUCUUAGAUCCUAUUCUUCCUGGAGAAGACAUUCCACUGCCACUUCAUUUGGCUGAGGCUGGUCGAAUGAGAUGGCGUCCAGUAGGCAAUAGUUAUUUGUGGAGCGAAGCCCACUCACUAUUGAACAUACUCUCCCAAGAAUAUAAGCUUGGAUUCUUGAGAUCAUUUGUGUGCUAUCCUGCCCAGCCUACCAGUGAUCCUUUCCGCUGUUGCAUAUCCGUUCAAGAUUAUAGCCUGUCUCCAUCAGGCGGACCAAGAAAACAUUCGUCCCUUGGCAGUCAGCGAAUCAGGAGGGAAACAGUCAACCAUGUUAAUGAAGGAAUACUUGAACCUGGCAUAACAAAGAAGCAUCUUAUACGUGAAAUUAGAUUGACGACUCCGUUUGUGGUGCAUAACUACCUUCCGCUAGGCCUAUCUUUGAUGGUAGAAAGCAGUGGAGUCGCACAUUCUAUUUCUGUGAAAGAGGCAGACGUUGCUUCUGUUUUUCAUGUUGAUUCUACAAAUGACCUUGGCGUCACAUUACACAUGCAAGGAUACAUGCCUAUUGGUGUAAAAUUUCCUCGGGUAGAAGCGUUUUCUUCUACGGCCAAGUUAAAUGGAUUGAAGUACUAUUUAUCCGAGACUCUGGCCCUUUUUCCUGAAACCUCUAGUGGGCCUACCUAUGUCACUGUUGAGAAAGUAAUGGAUGUAUUCUCUGGUGCUCGAGAAAUUUUCCUCUAUGUUUCAUUUUUGUUGUAUAACUGCACUGGUUUGACACUGUCUAUUGUUGAUGGUAACCAUGAAGGUAAGGGAACUGCUGAAAUUAUUCCCUCCAGUUACCAUUUGAUUGAAGAUGAAUAUCUCUUAUCUGGAAAACAAGGCAUUCCUCUUAUAUCUUCUGGAUCAGAGUCUUCUGCUGGCGCCUUAGGUGUUAAUAGUCAUACUAUAUCUAUUCGAGAGAAAUCUAGUUUGCAUCUGCAUAAGCUUUUGACUAGGCACUUCCCUUUCCCAUUUACUUAUAGGCAUUACCGUGACUAUUCUAGCAGUAGUUAUCCGGAUUCUGCGGUGACCUCUGUUUCCAGUUCUGUAAAUGGUUGGCCUACGAAGAGAUUAUUACAUUAUUCAAGGAAUAGUGAAAAAAAAGAUGUGGUUAAUGAAAAUCACCACACACAAAUUGCAUCCGGUGGAGAGGUGAAGCCAUUUAUGUAUUGCCCUCUUGGACAUAUUCCUGCAUCUGUACUUAUUGUUAAAUUGUGCGCACAUAUGCCUCAAUGCAUUAGUGGAAAUGUUUUGUGCCCAACUUGGUCAAGUCCAUUUCCCCUUGUGCCGGAAAGUGGUUCGGCUAAUGUUGUUAUUCCUAAACCAAAUGGGUCUGGUGCAUUCUUGAUUUCUGCAUCAUCUAUUCCUGUUGAGGGAGAACUAUCAGGAAGGACAAGGGCUAUCACUUUUCAACCCAGAUAUGUCAUUUGCAAUGCAUGCAACCAAGAGUUAUGCUACAAGCAGAAAGGAACUAAUGAAUUUUAUAGAUUGGGCGUUGGGCAGCAUUCUCAUCUUCAUUGGUCGGAUACAUCAAGAGAGCUCUGCGUAUCCAUUCGAUUUAACACACCUGGGUGGCAAUGGUCAGGGAGUUUUCUUCCUGAUUAUUUUGGAGAUGUUCAAGUUAAAAUGCGUAACUAUGUCUCUGAGACAUCACAUAUGGUUCGAGUUGAAGUUCAAAAUGCUGAUUUGGCCAUCAGGGGCAAGAAGAUCAAGACUGCCGGUGCAACUUCUUCAACCCAAUUGAUUAUUAUAUCUGAUGACAAGAGUGGGUUUAUGCCUUACAGGAUAGACAAUUUCUCUAUGGAGAGGUUACGGGUCUACCAGCAAAGGUGUGAAUUCUUUGAAACCACUGUACAUGCUUACACAUCUGCGCAUUAUGCCUGGGAUGAACCUUGUUACCCACAUCGUCUUGUUGUUGAAGUCCCUGGGGAGCGGAUUUUAGGAACCUACACUCUUGACAGCGAACAGGAAUACCUGCCAAUAUAUUUACCGACAACAUCUGAGAAAGCUGAAAGAAGACUCUAUGUGUCGGUACAUGCAGAAGGAGCAAUUAAGGUGCUCAGAAUUAUAGAUUCAAGUUAUCACAUAAUAAAAGACGUGAAAGAAACUGGUUUGCUUGGAUUAAAAGAGAAAAAGAAUGCUCAUCAGAAGCACAGUGUUCAGGAUGAUUAUUCUGAAGUUAUCAAGUUGCACUUUCCAUUUAUUGGAAUCUCCUUAAUCAACUCAUCCCCUCAGGAAUUAGUUUUUGCAUGUGCAAGGGAGACUGUAAUUACUGUAAUGCAAAGUUUGGGUCAGCAAAAAGUUUCGUUUCAGAUCUUAACGCUGCAAAUUGAUAGCCAGUUUCCUGAUUCUCUAUAUCCUAUUAUUCUCUCAUUCGAUAAUGAACAUCGAGGAAGAUCUGCAAACUUUAUGAAAAAUAUGGAACAUACUCUGAGAAUGCAAAAUGAGAAUGCAAGUCCUACAUCUGAGAACACAAACGAAUCUGCACUCCAUUUCACUGCAGUGAAAUGGAGAAACACGGAUGCUUCACUGUUUUCUUUCAAAUAUAUACAUUUAAGAUUGUCCCCGUUGUGCAUCGAGCUUGAGGAACAAGUUCUUUUAAACCUGCUUGAUUUCUUUAGAGUUGUCUCCUUGAGGUUGCAAAGCAAAAACCUCCAGAACAACUUUGAAACGCGAACUGAAGCCUAUGGUAUUGGAGUUUCAAGACAAUUUCCUGCAAACCAUCGAGAUCAUAUGCACAUAGGCUACAACGUUUCUAGGCUUUCUAAGAUUACUGACACUGAUAAAAAGAAACUGCUACCUUCUGUAUUUCCAAUAGGAACCCCCUGGCAACAAAUUUAUCUUUCAGCUAAAAGGCAGAAAAAGAUGUACAUUGAAGUGCUUGAAUUGGCACCUAUCAAGUUGUCUUUAAGCUUUACAAGCACCCCGUGGAUGAUUAGAAAUGAAGUCCAGACUGGAGUUCAGAAUCUUCCUCAUAUCAGCAGUACUACAUUUCAGAGAAGUUUAAUGGCACUUGUUGAUGUUGAAGGAGUGCCAGUUCACCUGGGAGAACUGGUCUUGGGGCAUCUUAUGGCUAGCCGUGAAUCAAUAGAAGAGAUGGUUACUAAACAUUAUACACGUCAGUUGCUUCAUGAAAUGUACAAGGUAUUUGGUUCUGCAGGUGUCAUAGGAAAUCCUAUAGGCUUCGCGAGGAAUGUUGGGCUUGGCAUCAAGGACUUCCUUUCGGUUUCUAGCAAAGAGAUUGUGCAUAGCCCAAUUGGACUGUUAAAUGGUAUAGCACAAGGCUCCAAAAGUCUUCUCAGUAAUACAAUUUAUGCAAUAAGCAGCGCUACUACUCAGUUCACUAAAACUGCCCACAAGGGUAUAGUUGCACUUACAUUUGACGAGCAGACUGCUGCAGAAAUGGAUAUGCAGCUUAAGAGUGAAUCACAUGGCAGAGGCAUACUGAGCGAGUUCUUCGAGGGACUCACUGGACUACUGCAAUCCCCAAUCCGAGGUGCUGAAAAGCAUGGUCUACCUGGAGUUGUCUCAGGAAUAGCAAUGGGAACUGCUGGGCUAGUGGCCAGACCAAUGGCUAGCAUUCUUGAAGCCACUGGAAAAACUGCACAAAGCAUCAGAAAAAGGAGCAACCCUCAUCAAUCCAAACGCCUUAGGAUCCGGUUCCCGAGGCCUUUAGCAAGGGAACUCCCUCUGCUGCCAUAUUCAUGGGAAGAAGCCAUCGGAGUUUCAAUGCUCCUACAAGCAGAUGCGUCAAGGCUGAGGGAUGAGAUAUUUGUCAUGUGCAAAACUCUCAGGCACCCGGGAAAUUUCAUCAUCAUCACCGAGAGGCUAGUUUUUUCUGUUUGUUGUUCUUGCUUGGUGGAUUUGGACUCCCCAGAGUUUGUUGGUGUAGCUGCUGAUCCAGAGUGGGUGAUUGAAACGGAGAUGAGUCUCGAAAGCAUUGUGCAUAUUGAUAGAACAGGUGAUGCAUUAAAUAUCGUUGGGAGUAAUGCAGAAACGACUUCAAGGCAAAAGAAAGGUGGUAUGAAAGAGAGCAGAGCAUGGAAGACUCCCAUUUCUGCUCCUCUUUUCAAUGUGAGGGUAGAAUUUCGAAACCAGGAAGAAGCUGAAGAUGUGUUGCAGGUAUUGUUAUCUACAAUUGAUCAAAGUAAGGAGAGGAGGCGUAGUGGACAUUUAUUGCUUCGAAGUAAUCUCAGGUUUAACGGUUCGGUUAGUCAUUGAUUUCUGCAGUCUGGUGCUUGUAGGAUGUUACUAAUGAGUGGGUGCAAUAUUUUUCUUACUCAUUUUAAUGAGUGGGUGCAAUAUUUUUCUUACUCAUUUAAUGAGUGGGUGCAAUAUGUUUCUUCCCACUUUCAUGAGUAAAUGGUUGUAUAUGUACAUAGACGGCAAAUAGUAGUUCUGGGGAAAACUUUGGGCGUUCUUGAUCGCGUUUAGUUUU